Messenger RNA from Oncorhynchus nerka (sockeye salmon), 3875 nucleotides. RefSeq names its product mitogen-activated protein kinase kinase kinase 14-like. Bases 102 to 2897 code for a protein of 931 amino acids. Lineage: Eukaryota; Metazoa; Chordata; Actinopteri; Salmoniformes; Salmonidae. The record is from RefSeq and is a predicted model, not a curated record. The transcript has 17 exons. Gene Ontology annotation, molecular function: protein kinase activity; ATP binding. Gene Ontology annotation, biological process: protein phosphorylation; canonical NF-kappaB signal transduction.
GGACAUUUUUAGCGAACUGUGUAGAUGCUGAAAACAGCCGACGCCUUUUAUCAUUGUAAAAACAACAUACUUGAACAAAAGGGCCGGAUCGAGGAACGGGAAUGCAGACGCGCUGUCCCGACGCGACCAAGACGGUGCGUCUGGCGCCCGACCCUCCGGUUCGGUCCUGGGGGAAGGUAUGUGGACGGACCACUAGAGGGCAGGCUGGGCUCAUGGAUAGUUGCCCAACAGAGCCUGGGAGACAAGCAGGUGAGAUGGCAGUGAGGCAAAGGAUCUUUAACUCGACCAGACCGUUCUCAGGGUCACCCCAAAUAGAGCUGAAGGGGUCUUACCCAAGCCUCCCCAGCCCAGAAGACAGGACGAGUGACGAGGAGGGGAAGGAGAGCAAAGGGGACUUCAUGCCUUGUUUAAAACCCAGAAUAAUUAAAGUCCUGACGAAGGGCACAGCAGAACAAGUGGGUGAAGCAGGUCCACUGAACUAUCAGAAGAACUCGUUCAUAGCCCAGGCUGAAUGUGAAACUCAAGACUCCCAGCAGUUCAGCCCUUCCUGCUCUGAACGCUCCUUUGUCGCGUCCCCCAACUGCUUAAUCAACCGGGACUCAUCAGAGCACAACAAUGUGGCGUGUUCCACCGCAGCCUCCAACCAGGACCAACCAGGACCAACCAGGACCAACCAGGACCAACCAGGCUCCCCGGCCCACCGCUCACCCAGGAAGAAGCCAAGGAAGAAACAGAAGAGGAAGGAGAAGAAAGAGGAGCAGAGGGAGACAGGGAAGCAGAGACAGAGACGUAGGGUACCUUCUGGUGUCCCUGAGCAGGAGACCCAGACUGGCAGUUCUCCUCAACUGAUCCAGACCCAGCAGGACGCUUCAGAGCACCAAAGUAACAUCAGCACUUCAUACAGUAGCAGUAUCCCGAGUUUAGAGGCGCAUGACACAAGACGCCCCCCUUACCCCCUCCAGGACUGCAACAGGGGCCCCAGCCAUUCCCACCUCUACUGGGGCCCCCAGGUGUUUAGCCCCCCCUCCAACCUUUCCACCUAUGGGCAGGAGAGUGACUCAGACUCUCCUCUCAGCAGUGUGGGAGACUGUUCAUUAGCCCUAGCAGGGCUCAGGGGCAGUGUCAGUCAGGAGGACCGAUGCUACGCAGGUCCCUUCUGCAAAGACGUGGAAAGAGAUGUCAGGGAGAAGGAGGGAGAAGUCUCAGAGACUGACACCAACGAGGGCCUGAUCUUCAAUAAGAAUAUUCAGCCUGUGAAUUAUGAGUACAGGGAGGGGAAGGACUACAGCCUCUGCAAGUCUAUCAACACAGGGUCAUACGGGGAAGUGCACAGUGUGCAAGACAACAGAACACACUUCAGAUUUGGCGCCAAAAAGAUUCUCCUGAAGAGUUUUAGUAGUGAGGAAGUGGGUACGUGGAGUGCCCUGAAGUCUCCUCGCGUGGUGGAACUCUUCGGAGUGAUCAGAGAGGGGCCCUACGUCGUCCUCUUCAUGGACCUCAAAGCUGGCUCUGUGGGUCAGCUUAUUAAAGAGAGGGGUCGGCUACCUGAGGACCUGGCCCUGCACUACCACUGUCAGGUCCUUGAGGCGCUGGAACACUUGCUGAAGAGACGAGUGCUGCAUCUGGACAUAAAGGCGGACAAUGUGUUGCUGUCAGAGGAUGGGAGGGACACUUUUCUGUGUGACUUUGGACAAUCGGAGAGAAUGGACAUCGGUGGACAGAGCUUAAGUGCAUCCCAAGGAGAUCUGAAGGGGACAGAGACACACAUGGCCCCGGAGAUUGUGAAAGGGGAAACCUGCCGCGGAGCCAAAGCAGACGUGUGGAGCAGCUGCUGCAUGUUACUGCACAUGCUCAAUGGCUGCCAGCCCUGGACACGAUACUACUCCCGCCCACUGUACUUCAAGAUAGCCAAUGAACCACCGCCUCUGAGGGAGAUCCCGCCCGAUUGCAGUCCCUUCACUGCUGAUGUCAUAAAGGUGGGACUACAGAAGGAGCCCACCAAGAGGGCCUCCGCCUCGGAGCUCAAGGGAAGAGCAGCCAGAGCUCUGAGAGAAGUGGGAGGACUCAGCAGCCCCAUUAGAGGGUCCUAUAAGGAGCCCCUACAGAUAGAUGACAGCCCCAGCCAAUCUAGCCAGCCCUGGCCACCCUUUAGCAGAGACACCUGCUCUGAGGAGAGCCCUGAGCUAUGGCUGGAAUCCAUGAACCCAGGGAGCAGGGAGCUGAACAAUGAUGAGGAGGAGGAAGGCAGUGAGGCAGACACAGAGGAGACAGCCUCACCUCGCUCUCUACUGACACAACUCCAUGAAUGGCAAAAUCCCAAGAUGGCCGACGUCACCUCCAACGUAUCGGAGCUUGAACUGCGCAAGCUGGAGAGAGAGUUCUACCUGACCAGUCUGUCUCAGCUGCACUCAGCAGAAACCCAGGAGCAGCUACUGUCCUGCCUGAGCAGCAGUGACUGUUACUCCAACAGGGACUUAUGGGACAGAAAGGACUCUGGCCGUUGGUCCAUCAGCCCAGGUGACGACCUCAGCUCUGGUGUGUUCUCCUACAACAGCCAACCGGACGGACAGAUUCUCAGUAUGGACUGGCUGGUUCACCAAAGCCACCUGUCUCCACCCCGAUGCUUUGAGGGAGUUGACGUCUGCAUCACGGGCGUAAAUGGGCAAAGCAUCCGGAUACGAGAGAAACGCAGGGUGAAGGUGGGCCACAUCGCCACGGGGAUCAGCGACCAGAUCUCUGAGAGGGUGUUCACCAUGGAGACUCAGGAGCGGGAGCCAGUGGCCCAUGAUGAGGAGGUGCAGGACUCUGGCCUCCUGCUCCGCUGUGUCCCUGCUCCUGACUACUGCCAGGCCUGGAGAUGGAGGGUCAAGGAGGGGGUGCUGGAGACUCGUGACUGAGUCAUUAACUCCCCCCACUCAUCGAUAGCAGUCUCAUCAAGCAUCAGGACUGUGAACUCACUCUUGUACGCCUGUCUCAGUAUAUCCAGCUUUUUAUCAAACUGUGUGUUAUGUCUAAUCCUUGUAAGAAUCGUACCCUUUUUUUCAAUUUUUGCCUAAAAUGACAUUCCCAAAUCUAACUGCCUGUAGCUCGGGACCUGAAGCAAGGAUAUGCAUAUUCUGGAUACCAAUUGAAAUGAAACACUUUGAAGUUUUUGGAAAUGUGAAAUUAAUGUAGGAGAAUAUUAACAGCAAACUCUAGAACCCAGUUCUGACAUUGGAGUAUAAAAAUGUAUUUUUUCAAACAAAACUAUGCUCAAUUUUAUCUCUGGGACCCUCAUGACAAAUCAGAGCAAGAUUACUGAAUGUAAGUACAUUAUUUACCUUCUGAGGUGAAUGUAUGAAACCAGUUGCCAUAAGUGUUUUGUUGUUGUGCAAUCUCAAACAAUAGAAUGGUAUUUUUUCACUGUAAUAUCUACUGUAAAUCGGACAGCGCAGUUAGAUUAACAAGAAUUUAAGGUUUCUGCACAUAUAAGUGUUUGUCCCUGGAUAGUUGGAUGUUACUUACGUCAUUCUAGGUACGUUAGCAGGACACCAAUCCCGUAGAGGAUAAAGGGACAAAUGUCAUGCGUUUCUUAUAAAUGGAUAUCCCUGUAUAUUACAGGAGCACACACACACACGUGUGGUGUUAGUAUUCUCUUUAGAGAAAAUGGUUCAUGUGAAUAAGCUACAACUGCCUUUUCUCAAAGUAAGGUAUGGAAAGUCCAAUACUGUAAACCUAGCAUAAUUUUAUACACCAAAAACGACAGCCCUUUUCUAGAUUUCGCUAGAGCACACCCAACAACAGCACUCAGCCAAUAAGAUGUGCACAGGGCUGAGAUGUUAACCUUACAGUAACAUGGAAUCAUGUCAUGAAAUAAAAGCUGUACUCUGGAGUAA